Cricetulus griseus (Chinese hamster) is the source of this 648-nucleotide messenger RNA. The record is from RefSeq and is a predicted model, not a curated record. NCBI's taxonomy places the organism in Eukaryota, Metazoa, Chordata, Mammalia, Rodentia, Cricetidae.
AUGGACCGCAGGCCACCACAAGUGGCUACUGAUGUGAACAAGGAAGCCUUGUGCCAGGGCCUUGGUCUCCUUCAGGUCCCUUCAGUGCUCUCAUUGGACAUCCGGGCUCUCUACUUGUCUGGGAACAGGCUGCAGAGCAUCCUGGCCUCUCCCUUGCGCUUUUAUGCAGCUCUUCGUCACCUGGACUUAAGUGUCAAUGAGAUAAGCUUCCUCCAGCCAGGAGUCUUCCAGGCCCUGCCCCACCUGGAACACCUCAACCUAGCCCACAACCGGCUCGCCAUGGGCAUGGCACUGAACAGUGGAGGUCUGGGCCGCCUGCCCCUUGUGACCUCCCUGGACCUGUCUGGGAACAGCCUGUAUGGUAGCCUGGUGGAGCAGCUGUUGGGUGAGGCCCCGAGCCUGCACACCCUUUCACUGGCAGAGAACAGCCUCACUCGCCUGGCACGCCACACCUUCUGGGGCAUGCCAGCCCUAGAGCAGUUGGACCUCCACAGCAACAUCCUGAUGGACAUUGAGGAUGGCGCCUUCGAGGCCCUGCCCCAGCUGACCCACCUCAAUCUCUCCAGGAACUCCCUUACCUGCAUCUCGGACUUCAGCCUCCAGCAGCUGCAGGGACUUGAGCUGAGCCAGAGCCACAGACAGUCUUGA